GCCUCGCUGGAAGAAAGCAGCGCCUGCCCACCUGCUCCACGAGCCCUCCUCUUUGCGCCCAGCCUGCCUCUCGCGGCUGCCUUAGCGGACUGCGGCCAGGGUCUUAGCUCGGUGGCUUUUGGAGGGGGGGAUCGAGCGAUCGGACGGUCGUGCUCGCCUGCAACUUGCCUCGGGACUAAAGCGGGUUUAAUAAGGCAUUAUCUUCGCACUGCCCGCCCCUGGGUUAGCCGGCGGAACCGUCGGGAUGGAUUACACGCGGAUGAUCCUUCCCUUGCUUUUUGUGAUCAGCCAGGCAGCUCAACACGCCGAUGCAGCGGUCGGUGCCUGGGUGGAAGCCACCAAGCAGCCCGCGAGCGCCCCCUCGCCGCCGCGCAGGGUGAAGCGUUGCUCCUGUUAUUCCAUGAUGGAUAAAGAAUGCGUCUAUUUCUGCCACCUGGACAUCAUCUGGAUUAACACUCCGGAGCGGAUUGUGCCCUAUGGGCUUGGAAGCCUUUCUCGAACCAGAAGAUCCCUAAAAGAUUUACCGCUUGAGACACUUCAGCCAUCUCACAGCAGAUGCCACUGUGCUAGCCUGAAAGACAAGAAGUGUAUGAACUUUUGUCAGCCAGGAACAGAGCACAGAUCUCAGUCCACUACAGAGAAGGAAUGGAAACAUUUGUUUAAAGGGAGAGAUUGCAAAGGACUUGGACUCAAGUGUACAUUUCAUCAACUGGCUGAAAGCAAGAAAAUGAAGAGGUUGGAUACUCUUCGAAACAGCAUCAAAGCUUCUUCCAAUAUUGCCAAACUGGUAAGCAAGCUGCACAAACGAAAGCAGCUGAAGCAUAACCGGACAUACGAAAAACAAAACAUCUGGCAAAGUCUGAAAAUGACAUCGUAGUGGAAAGAUCACCAAGCCUAAUCCUCAAGUCAGCAAGACUUUCUGACAAAGCUUUGCUGAGGCUUUGUUUUGGCUUCUCAACAUUCCACUUCAGGAAAAGAUCAAGGAAAGUCGAUCUAAAUAUUAACUCUCUAAAGUAAAGGAGAGCCCACAUAGAUAUUCCAUUCAGACUGAUGACAAAACAGAUAAAGACUGGCAUUUUAUUGGAAUUCAGUGGGUCAAAGAAAAUCUUCUCAAUCAAUUCCUUUAAAGACUGUCAAACGAAGAAUGGACAUGUUUGGGUCCCAGCUCCAAAAAGAGAGUAACAUUUAAAGCAUCAACUCCUUUGAUUUGUCAGGGUUCAGCCACAGUAUAACCCAAAGCCAGAUCAAAAAUGGAAAGACCAAGAUUUGAAAGAGAAGAUGCCUUAGCUCCAACCCUGAUUAAAGGCCAAAUAACUCUGCUAUUUUGAUUGAGGCACAUAUUCUAAAUUACAGGUCUACCUCAUAUGCUCUGAAUUGCACUCUUGCCAAACUAACAUUACAACUAUUUUGUGAGUUUUGAGUGUUGGCUUCAACCUUUUUUACCUUUAACCAUGAUUGCCUAUAGUUUAGUUAAUUUAGUUUUAGAUUUUCAGGAUUGCAGAUUACGUUUGUCUACAAUCUGGUGGUAAGGGAAUGAAAUAAAUUGCCUUCAUCCCAAAGAUAUAAUGUCAUUUGAGAAAAUAGAUCUCACUAUUUUUCAGGGGAUCAUAUUUUUAAAAGAGUGUUAGAGUUAGAAUUGGAGUGAUAAAGGAUUGUUAAUACAUGAAAUUCAGUAUAUAUGAAAACAACAAAAUUUAGUGCCAUUGAGUAAAACAUGAAUUGGAUGACCAAAGUUGUACUAAGAGGUUGUGCUGUCUAGUUUUCUCUAUAAAUAAAAUUUGAAGACAAAGCUAGUUUAAAACUAAGAUCAAAGGCUUAUCUGGAGCAAACAUGAAUAGCAAUGGAUUUAUCUAUAUGAUAAAUUUUCUGUAUAAUAUUUCUGGAUCAUAUUUUGUAUGAUGUGCUCUUUACCAUUAUAUAUUAUAUUUAUAUUCAGGUGGGUGUAAAUUAUAUUUACUAUGUUGAACUUAUAUUGAAACAGGCCAUAUUGGUCUAUAUGUUUAUAUGUUUUAAUAAAUUUCUGUAUGAAAUUGGAAAAUUCUUUAUGCCUGUUAAGGUAAAUAUACUAGAAAUAAAUAUUUUGAACUACUCA
This is a messenger RNA of Pantherophis guttatus, 2092 nucleotides long. It is a transcript of the gene EDN1, whose product is annotated as endothelin 1. The record is from RefSeq and is a predicted model, not a curated record. Gene Ontology annotation, biological process: regulation of systemic arterial blood pressure by endothelin; intracellular calcium ion homeostasis; vein smooth muscle contraction. Gene Ontology annotation, molecular function: endothelin A receptor binding; hormone activity; endothelin B receptor binding. Lineage: Eukaryota; Metazoa; Chordata; Lepidosauria; Squamata; Colubridae. Gene Ontology annotation, cellular component: extracellular region.